Molecule: messenger RNA, 396 nt
Organism: Metarhizium robertsii ARSEF 23
Lineage: Eukaryota; Fungi; Ascomycota; Sordariomycetes; Hypocreales; Clavicipitaceae
Exons: 1
Coding region: 1-396 (131 amino acids)
Source: RefSeq, a predicted model, not a curated record
AUGCAUCUCAAAUCUCUGCUUGCCGUCGUCUUUGCCUUCGCGACCGCCGCAACCGCCGUUUCUAAAGAUCGCUGCAACUGCCGCUGCACAUCCGUCCCGAUCAACAACGCCAAGGACUGCACCAAGGACAACAUAUGCCCGGACGGGCAGGCGUGUCGCUUUGAAAUACCCAACUACAGCCAAAGAAAGGUCUGCAAGUGGACCUGCGACUCUUCCAAACCCGUUUCUAAUAAGCGCUGUGACUGCCGCUGCGAGCCCAUCCCGAUUUCCAACGCCAGGGACUGCACCGAGGACAAUGCAUGUCCAGAAGGACAGACGUGCCGCUUCGAAAUACCCAACUAUAGCCAGAGGAAGGUCUGCAAGUGGACCUGCCAGGUGUCGCGCACGACUUCUUGA